Messenger RNA from Ipomoea triloba (trilobed morning glory), 3342 nucleotides. Its product is annotated as TMV resistance protein N-like. Gene Ontology annotation, molecular function: ADP binding; ATP hydrolysis activity. The coding region runs from base 33 to 3218 and encodes 1061 amino acids. The record is from RefSeq and is a predicted model, not a curated record. Gene Ontology annotation, biological process: signal transduction; defense response. The transcript is spliced from 5 exons. Lineage: Eukaryota; Viridiplantae; Streptophyta; Magnoliopsida; Solanales; Convolvulaceae.
GUGUUGUGAUCUCAAUUUCAAUUCAAUUUACUAUGGCUUCUUCUUCAUCAUCGCGUUCUCAUUCGGAGUUUUCUGUCUUCUUGAGCUUUAGGGGCGAGACACGGACAUCAUUCAGCGAUCAUCUCUACACAAGCUUGCUGGAAUCUGGGGUUUCAACCUUUCGAGAUGAAGAAGGGAUCUGGAAAGGUGACAACAUUUCUGAUGCGUUGAAGCAGGCCAUUGAGGCGUCUGAGAUGUCCAUUGUUGUAUUCUCCAAAAAUUAUGCCCAAUCCAGAUGGUGCCUUAACGAGCUGGUGAAAAUGGUGGAGUGUAAACAGAAAUUUGGACAAAAGAUUCUUCCCAUAUUCUAUCAUGUUACUCCUUCAGAGGUUCGCAAACAGACAGGCGAGUUUGGUAUUGCACUGAAUCAACAUAUAGAGCAAUUUGGAGAAGAAACAGUUAAUGAGUGGAAAACUGCCCUCACUACCGUUGCUGAUUUCAGCGGAUGGCAUAUCAUGGAAGACGGGUAUGAGUCAUGGUUCAUCAAAAGAAUUACUGAAUGUGUACUAAGGGAAUUGAAUCAUACAUACAUGAAUGUUGCAAAGUAUCCAGUCGGAAUUGAUUCUCCUGUGAAAGAUAUAGAGAAUUUAUUGCAAAGUCAAACAAAUGAUGGUGUGAAGAUGAUUGGAAUUUUUGGCACGGGUGGUGUUGGGAAAACAACCCUUGCUAAAGCUAUAUACAACAGGAAUUAUCUAAGGUUUGAAGGUAGUAGUUUUAUCGCAAACGUUAGAUCUGAAGCUUCCAGGGGACGAUUAGCUUGUUUACAAGAGAAACUUGUUUGCGAAACGCUCAAGAGAAAAAUACAUGAAAUAGAUGAUGUUGAUAGAGGAAUAACUUUAAUUAAAAGAAUACUGACAUCAAAAAAGGUUCUUAUUGUUCUUGAUGAUAUAGACCAUAGAAAUCAACUAAACUCAUUAGCAGGACAACGAGAUUGGUUUGGUUCAGGCAGUAUAAUUAUGAUAACAACUAGAGAUGUUCAAUUGUUGAGUAACCUUAGAGCACACGAAAAGUAUGAGGUCAACAUGUUAAACUUUAAUGAAUCUUUGCAACUCUUGAGUUGGCAUGCUUUUGGUGUCCCUGUACCAUUAGAGGAGUAUAGUGAACUAUCCAAAACGAUAGCAAGUUAUACUAAAGGGCUUCCAUUAGCCCUUGAAGUCGUAGGUUCUCAUUUACACGGAAGAUCAGUGCAAGAAUGGAGGGACGAUGCUGAGAAAUUAAAGAAGAUACCUCAUGGCGAAGUUCAAGAAAUUCUUAAAAUAAGCUAUGAUGCACUUGAUUAUGAUACUCAGUACAUCUUUCUUGAUAUUGCUUGUUUUUUCAUUGGGGAUGACAAAAACAACACUGUUAAGAUAUUGAAAGCUUGUGAUUUUUUUCCUGGAAGUGGAAUCAGAACUUUGACAGAUAGAUGCUUGUUAACAAUAAAUAAAGAUGACAAAUUUGAAAUGCAUGAUUUAGUUCGUGAUAUGGGUAGAGAAAUUGUUCGAAUGGAAUCCCCACAAGAUCCUGGCAAACGCAGUAGAUUGGUGGAUCCAAAGGAUGUCAUUGAUGUUCUUCAGGGAAAGAAGGGCACAAAUGCAAUUGAAGGGAUGAUUGUAAAUUCUGAUAUGUUAACGGAUGUGUCUUUCAACACCAAAGCAUUCAAAAGGAUGAAAAAUUUACGGAUACUCAUAUUGGAUGGUGUGUGUCUUAUUGGAUCUCUUGAAUAUUUGUCCCAUGAACUUAGACUGCUUAGGUUACGUAAUUGUCAUCUGAGUUGCAUAUCAUCUGAAUUUUUCUUUGGGAAACUUGUUGAGUUAGACAUGUCUCAUAGCAAUAUCAAAGAAUUUCAGCUCAAUAUGCAGCAUUUGACAUGCUUGAAGAUUUUAAAGCUUGAUGGUUGUAAACUUAAGAAAACGCCACACUUCACCGGAGCACAUAGCCUUGAGAAAUUAUCCUUUCAUAGUUGUUCAAAACUGGUCAAGGUGCACCAGUCAAUUGGAAGUUUGAAGGGACUUCUUGAGUUAGAUUUCAGCUCUUGCAGUGCACUAAAGGUGCUUCCAAGUAGCAUUUGUGAGUUAAAAUCAGUUAAGGUUUUACAUUUAGAGUCUUGCCAAAAACUGAAGGAGCUUCCAACUAACUUGGGAGACUUAGAGGAACUAAAACAUUUACAAGCUAGGGGAACUGCCAUCUCAAAUAUACCAUUUUCUUUGGGACGUUUGAGAAAUCUAGAGAUCCUGGAGUUGGGAGUAGGUUUCGUACCAUUAACAAGAACUCGUGGUCCUGCUCGUUUUCUUCCACCUUCAGUUGGGGAUUUAUGCAAAUUGCAAAGACUGAGUACACGUAACAUCAACCUGGGUGAAAUAGAUCUUCCAAAUGAUCUAGGGAGAUUGACCUCAUUGUCAGAUUUAGAUUUAUCAGGAUGUCUCUAUCUUCGAAAAUUACCAUUCAGCCCUGGUCAUCUUUCUAACUUGAAGAAUCUCUGCUUGGGUGACUGUAAAGAUCUUAGAGUACUUGAAGAACUUCCUCCUAAUUUGGAGGAACUCUCUGCAGGAAAUUGUGUCUCAUUAGAAAAAAUAGCAGAUAUAUCAACCUGUAAAAGACUCAGGCGUUUGUAUAUUCCCAACUGCAAAAACUUGGCUGAGCUUCCAGGCCUAGAGACUCUUGAAUCCUUAGAAACACUUGAGAUAAGAAAUUGCAGUGGUUUGAAUCCUCCGAUUGAAAACUGGUUCCAGGCACGUUGUGAAGGUGAUAGUUUCAAGAUUUGUCUUCUAGGAUGGGGAGUCAAUAAUAUAAAGUACAUUUUUCCAACACUUUUGGGGCGUAAAUUCUUAAGAACCAGUACCCCUAGAAUUUGCAGUCGCCCUUAUGGAGUUCGUGUCUCUAUCAGAAGCAGAACCACUGGUGCUUGGAUUGAAGAGGGAGGUGAAUAUAUUAGGUUUAGGUUUAAUGAGUUCAAAAGAAUUCACUUUGAGGUGCCAACAAUAAUUGGAGAAGUAUUAGAGGUGUAUGCACAAUUCAAUCCUACAGAGAUACUUAGUAUAUUUGACAUACACAGAAACGAAGAUGGGGAAGUGCGUUUCUUUCCAUCCACAAGGGGAUUUCAGCAAGCUGAACCAACACCUCAUAGGCUGAAACGUCAUAAAUUACUGCCUACUCAAGAUUUACCUGAUAGUGUGCUGCGAGGUUUCAAAAGUGGCUAGCAAGAAACAUGAAUGAUAUUUGGUGUCGUGGAGUUGUAAAUAUAUUUUUUUAGAAAAAGUUUGGUAAGAAUGUUGUUAAUUUAUUGAUAAGAUAUUUUCUAAUGUAUUUUUUGGUUGUGUGUGA